AUGCCAGUUCCAGAUGAAACCGAUACAAGCUUCUCUCAAAUGGAGGCAGACGAUUUUGCAGAACCUACAGCUUCAAGUUCACCAACAGAUCCAUUUCUUGAUUUUAGCAGCAUUUCAGAGCAACAGCAUGUGAGCACAACGUUGCCACAAUACUUUAAACGGGCCGAUAAGAAGCCCGAGCCGGUGGCGGCAGACACUAACUUGGACGACACCGCAACAGCGGCAGACGAUCUGGGCCCUGGAGACGAUACAUUAGAUGAGAUUCCAUCUGACGUUGAAAACAUUGAUAAUGUGCCAUCACCAAUGACACGCACGCCAGGCGAGUACCGGACAUUAUCACUUGGAGACGCGUCUGGACUACAAGUGAGGUCGAUAGACCAACGGUUCCAAACACGACUAAGCUCGCUUUCAUCUGUACGCAGUGUUUCGUCGUCUUCGUCAUCUUUGCGCAGUAACAGACUGCUUUCCGGGAGAGCAUUGACAACUAGCGAAGACGAAUUGUUUCUUGGAGACGAGGACAAGCGACCAUGGGAGACAGUGCGGUGGAGCAAGCUACGAAAGAUUUCAAGUCAGAUUUUCAGUGAGUCAGCACAGCGGGCCUACGGCAAGCCUACAUGUAUAAUUGCAGCGGCACGCAUUGUGCUGGGCAUGUCUCACGGGCAUGUGCUUGUGUUUGAUUACCACCAAACACUCACGGCUGUAAUUGGCAGCAAGACCAAGGCUGUAGAGUGUGGGCCCGUGACAGCACUUGCAGUUUCGGCCGAUUUUAGUUAUUUGGCGAGCGGGUACUCGUCAGGCCACAUUUUUACGUGGGAGCUUGCAAAGCCUUCUGGGCCGAAUAUUCAUAUUUCUCCGUUAAAUAAGAGCCUGCUACUCAAGGCGAAGCAUGCAGACGGGCAUUUGGAAAAUUCGGAAGUGAUUUACUUGAAUUUUAUAGGCAAGCGACACUCUGCACUUGUUUCUGGCGAUGUUACCGGGAUGGCGUUUUCGCAUGAUACUGUGCGCUCUAUGGUUGGGCGGACAGUUAUUACUCGACGAAUCAUGGGGAGGUACCCUGGGAGUGUUUUAGGGGCUACAAAAAGAAAGCCUACAGCAUUACUUGCGUGUUCUCCUCUGCCACUGGGCAAUGUUAUUCAACCUACAGACAAGUGCUGUCUUGUUGCAAUCAUGACACCGUAUUUGCUUGCCAUUGUGUCUGUUCUUCCAACGCCACGAACGGAGUUUAAAACUGGGCGGCCCAAAAGUGUUUCGAAUGACAUUGGGCUGUCUGGGUGUGUUGCAUGGCUGCCAGCUUUAAAGGGUACGGCUGGUGUAGCUAGUGAGACCAACACGAGGCUUGCGUACUCUUGGGGGAACGUUUUAACAAUUAUGGAGAUUGUUGCUACGGCUGGAGUUAAGAAGAAUGAGGUUGGGCUAAAGUUCAAUUUCCAAAAGCGAUACGUUGGGGAUGAGGCCAUUGUGUCUAUUCAGUGGAUCAGCCGGCAGGUGCUUGGGCUUGUGACGUCGACGCAACGAUUUCUUUUUUUGAAUGAGGAGACCAUGAAGGUUUCUGCGACGGUUGAUUUGCUGAGCAAGCACCUGAUGCAUACUGAUUAUUUUUCCGAUAUUCUCAAGGACUUGACUGUUGUUGAUUCUGAGACUGGAGAUGUAAGGCCUGUUGUUGUUUGUGAUGGGUAUUUUAACAGUGUGCGUGGGUUUAAGGGGAAGAUAUUUUUGCUUGGCAAGUAUGAGCUUGUUGCAGGGACGGUAUCGAACUGGGCUGACCGGUUGCUAGACACUAUGGAACUUGGAGACUACAUUGGAGCGAUUGACUUGGCUACAAGUUAUUAUUUGGGGACUCAAGAUUUGGCGAUUGUGGGGCUACCUCAGGAUGAUGAGGAGCGGCAUGCGAUUGUGAUUAAGAAUUUACCUGGGAUGAUGAUUGCGUCUAUCAAGUAUACGUUCAAUGGGUCUGGGCAUGGAGAGAAUGUGGGAGGGGUUUCAUGGGAGGAAUUUGUUGGAGAGCUGUGUGAGGUGACUCUUGAGGCUUGGAUAGCAAUUGGCAAGCCUGGAGAGUUACUUGAGCAAGUGUUUGAUGAGUUUGAGGAACACCAUUAUGGGCGAAUAUUUUUUGAGACAUUAACACGACAAAUUUCGAGCGGCCGGGUGACACAGCUACCACCGACUGUAUUUCGGGAGCUUGUGAAGACACAUGUUGGAGAUCCUGAGCUUGCAGAGCGGCUUGAAGAGGUGAUUUGUUCGCUUGAUAUCCGGACGUUAGAUGUUGAUGCAGCAGUUACACUUGCACGACAGCACCAUUUGAAGGAUACUUUGAUUUACAUUUGGAAUCAUGCAUUAGGAGACUACGUGACACCACUUGUUGAGUUUAUUGAGACGAUUACAAGACGUGGUGGAGAUGGACACUUGAGUGAGGCUGAGAAGGUGUACCCAUACUUGUCAUAUAUUUUGUCUGGAAGAGUAUACCCUACAGGGCUUUCUUUUGAAGAUGAGCGGGUUGCAUUUCGGGCCAAGUCUUAUGUUUAUUAUUUUUUGUUUGCUAGCAGCAACAUUGCAUGGCCACAGGGAGGUCCUGUAAUUUAUACGAGUGAUUCUGGGGUGGAUGAGCCUGUUUAUCCUUAUCUUACGGUGUUGUUACGGUUUAAUACAGCUGCGUUUUUCGCUGCAUUGAAUGAAGCGUUUGAAGAUCCAUUUUUAAAUGAGGAGGGGAGUGGUAGUGGUAGUGGUAGUGGUAGUGGUGGUAGUGAUAAUAGCGGAGGAGGGGUUAUUGCUAUUGAUGGUGGAGAUGAGGCGGAGACGUUUGGAGCUACAGUGAACCGGCAGUUGAUUGUCAACAUUUUGCUUGAGGUUUUUGGCAACCAUGGGGAACUACAAGAGCACCGGAUAUUUUUCAACAUUUUCCUUGCCCGCAACUAUCCCAAGUAUACACAAUUUAUUAUACUGCCUGGUCAGGUAUUGACACGGGUAGUUGAGGAAGUGUGCAAUUGUGGAGAUCCAGAGUUGAAGGAUGAAUGCGAGCUAAGUUUGGAGUCGUUAUUGUCCAAGUAUAAGCCGUAUGAUCUUGAGAGGGUGAUUGGGAUGUUGGAAGAGGUGAGGUUUUAUGGUGUUUUACAGUAUGUGUUUCGUGGGGAGCGUCGGUAUAGCAAAUUAUUGGAGACUGCUGUACGUGCGUUUAAGGAGAAUAAUAGAAGUGUGAAUGUGAAUGUGGAUGGUGAUGAUGGUGAUGAGAAAAAGAAGAAAAUGCUGGAUGUUUUAGGAGAGUGUUUAAGGAAUACCAGAGAACGGGGGAAUGCUGUUAUUGAGAAGGAACGGGUUGCAGUUGAAGGGUUGAUUCGGGAAAACUUUGGGUUGUUUGUCGGGCUGAAUGCUCGGCGGGUUGUUCGGUUAUUGUCAAUGAAUGGUGCUGGGGGGUUGCAUGAUGAAGUAUUUAAGCUUGGAAAGGAUAAGAAGAAUCUUCAAUUUGAUUAUUUGGAUGCAUUGUUUAGUGUUGGGAGGUUAGGUGGGACCAAAUUACCUGGGAAGAAGUUUCGGCAUUUAUAUGUUGAGCUUCUUUGUGAGCGUGGAGAGAUUGAGAAAUUGUUUGAAGUUUUUAAGAGUCAGUUGACAGGUGCUGAGGAUGUUGAUUUAGAUGUUGUUGGUGAUGCAUUGGAGAGAGCAGGAGCAGUUGAUAGCUUGGUUUUAUUAUUGCAACGUCAGGGGAAGCCAAGGGAGGCAUUGGAGAGCGUUGUGAGUAAAGUACGGGAGGUUGUUGCAGAUGGGGAGGAUGCAACACGAUUUGUUGAUUUAGGAGUUGAGGUUUGUUUUCAUGGAGGUCGGGGGAGUUUUGGGGAAGGAUUAUGGAUUAAGUUGAUUGAUGGGAUUGUUGAGUUGAGAGAGCAGCAUAAGGAUGCAGGGCCAUUGUUGCAGAAGGUUUUAUCAGCGUUGUUGGAUAGGGGUGGAGAUAAUGGGACGAUUGUUAGGAUAUGCAGUGGAUUAUUGCAAGAUAAGGUUGAAGGAGAAAAUGGUGAUGGUUAUGGUGAUGAUAAUGGAAGGGUAGUUAAAACUUUGUCAUCUUUAUCUUCGAAAAGGACUGUUGGAGCUGUGCGUCCUAUUUUGAGUGAGUUAUUUGCAGCUUAUCGAUAUCAGGAGCGAGUUGUGACAAUUGCUCGACGGCUUCUUGAUGGGGAUGCAUAUGAGCGAUUACAAGAACUUGUUAGUGCACGGCGACAAGGAUGGCGAGUUGCAGCCUCUGGUGAGUGUGAGGGAUGUGGGCGAGCGGUUGUUGGGUUAGGGGUUGAUGCAGCUUGGGUUUAUUUUGAGUGGGAGAUGAGGACCAAGGGAGAGCUUGCACGGGCGGCUGUUGCGCGGGUAGAGGCAGCAGCGCGUGGGAAGGCUGGGAGUGGUCCAGAUGGGGCUGCAGUUGUUGCAAGGCAGGCGCGAGCGUUGCGCAAGGGGAAGGGGAAGGGUAAGGGUAAUGGUAAUGGGGGUAGCAAUAAUAAUGGAAAUGGAAAUGGAAGUAGUUGUGGUUGUGGGAAUGAAAGUGUUGAGCAGACGGCUAAAUGGCGGGCGAUAGCGGCCGGACGGAGCGCAGGAGAGGAUGGAAGGGUUGUUGUUGUUUUUCGGUGUGGCCACGCAUAUCAUUUGGGAUGUUUGAGGAAUCUUGGGGUUGUUGGUCAAGGGUUGAAGUGUGUCAUUGAUGGGUGA
This is a messenger RNA of Magnusiomyces paraingens, 4680 nucleotides long. RefSeq lists its product as uncharacterized. Gene Ontology annotation, molecular function: protein binding. The coding region runs from base 1 to 4680 and encodes 1559 amino acids. Gene Ontology annotation, biological process: protein targeting to vacuole; endosomal vesicle fusion. NCBI's taxonomy places the organism in Eukaryota, Fungi, Ascomycota, Dipodascomycetes, Dipodascales, Dipodascaceae. Gene Ontology annotation, cellular component: HOPS complex; late endosome. The record is from RefSeq and is a predicted model, not a curated record. The transcript has a single exon.